AUGGACGAUCCAUGGGGCUCCCCGUGGGCAACAACCGACACCACAACUGCGCCGUCUACCAGUCCCUCCAAGGACAUCCUCGAACCUCCGCCUCCCGCCUUCCUUUCCACUCCGAACAACCUAAACAUACCCUCCAGUCACUCGGCAUGGCUUGAUGACGAUGCCUUCGGCGACUGGGCCUCCCCCGAUCCAGGGCAAGCUAGCAACUCUUCGCCCUGGACUUGGGGGAACGAGGCUGCCCCAAUUGAGGGCCUGACACCGAGCUACGAGCCCAGACGGAAGAGCAGCACCCCCAAAUGGCCCCGAAGCAGAUCGCCAUCGCCGGGCCGUAGACCGACGUUGACCCCCAACACCGCCUCCCCCAGUCAGCCUUCGCCGGAUCCAUGGGCAAAUCAUGUUUCGACAUACACGAGGGAUGAACCCGAGCCUCUGGCACAACUGCCCCAGAUACCCGACGUGCCACCACUCGUGCUCGAACCAGCACAUGUGGGCUUGGGGUUGUCGAAUGCUCUCAAUGCCUCGGAACAAGGCCUCUUCGCACAUGAGCCAAUUACCACUCAGUUCGCCGAACCGAUCCCCGAUUCUACACAAGAACAGCUACAAUUCAGCGACACGCCAAUCUUUGACCGUUUCCCUGCCGUCGACGAGCAGGCUGGCGACGCCGGCCCGUCCUCCGCUUCGGCACCAUCCGAGGAUGGCGACGACAACGAGGAGGCCCAAGACGCCAGACAUUCUGACUCGCCCAUAACGUCUAUCGAAGAAGACAGUGCGGCUCCCAAUAUGUCGCAAAGGAAAGUAUCAGGCAAGGUUCUUGAGCUCGUUGAGAUGUACGACGGAAUAGCAAAGCGAACAACAAAAACGCCCGAGUUGAUCGCACCACGGCGCAGCACAAGUCGGGAGCCCAAGGCAACCGUGCAGGAGGCUCGGGAUCGGGCUACUGAAGUGGACGACUUGCCAGAGACCGAGAAGGCGGCGCCUCCCCGAAUCUCGACAAAGUCGGGCCCAGAUGAUCUGCCCGAGAACGGUAACGAAGUGGCGGGACACGUCGACGAGCAGGAUAAACCAAUACGGCCAGACCACGACCCUUUCGAGACCGACCUUGGCAAACUCGACAUCCUCUUACCCGAUGCCUCGCUAGAUGGAUCAGAAUUACCUGAGGAUGUGCCGGACCGGAUUAUCCACGACAGCUUCACGAGCAUUUCUGAGCGCAAGAUGUGGUACAGACUUUCCCGGAACGAAUCCCUUCGCAAACACAAUGCAGGCGACGACGAAAACUACGUCCGCAUCAACUGGACAAACUCGACGCUGCGCCAAGAUACGUUGAAAACCGUCCGGCGCUGGAUAGAAGAAGACUCGUUCGGCGGGCGAGCCUUCCGUAGCGGAUCGACGCGAAAUGCAGGCGGCGGCAAGAGUUUUGGUUGGGACGCAACCACGGCAGCAUCCCCUGUCGAUCUCGACAGGGUAUUUGGUCGCAAGCAGAAGCUAAAGGCGACGGUCCAUAGACCGACACAUUCAAUAGGCGGUUUACCAUCUUUAUCGACAGCCCCCAUGGUUCCUAGCUCAGCGGGAAACACGCCAGUUUCGUCAAGACCGAACGACACCUGGGAAGGUAGUGCAACUUUUGGCUGGAGUAACGAGGCAGGCGGCGGCGACGGCACAAAAGCAGAAACAAGAGGAGAGGCAUCAAAGCAUCCGGCCCCCCGAAUACCGCUUCCCCUCGCGUUCACAGGGUUCGAUAACAAGCCCAGAUCUCACGCUUCGUUGCCGGCGUUUAUGAUACCGACGACGCCGACACCUCCGGUUGUAAACGCGACAACCGUCAAGGAGGAAGAGGCGGACGAGAACGAGGAAGACGACGAGUGGGGAGACAUGGUUUCGCCAACGACGGCCGAAGCCACUGAUUCCACAUCUAUUCCAAAGACGAGCUGGGAUUCAUUCUCGACCAACCCGCUACCCGAUGCCACGACGACCCCGUCAUCCGACAGCUUCACGACUAGCAACCAUGAUGCCGAUGCACUCGGCGCCGGGAAUAACGACAAGCACGAUUCCCGCGACAAAUCAGGACUGGAGGAUAUUGGCAGUGUCAUCAGCCCCACCCCCGCCUCCACACCUCGUCCUGCAGCAGCAGGCGUACCCCAAAGCCAAGGCGGAACCUCCAGCCCGCCAGCGUCAACAUACACGUUCAGGCCGGCGUCCGCGGUGAAGCGACCAGCAAACAUCUCCAUCGCGGCGACCCUCACGGACCCGCUGGCGCCUUUAACUUCUGUUAAAGCCGGCGUAUCUGCGGGAGGCCUAGUCGAAACCCCUCUUAGAACGGGCCCCGACACAUCGUCCACAGCUCAGCCCCGGAAUAGCGCCGAGGAGUUUGCUCUUGUGCAGCAUUUUGUGCGCGAACUGCCAGACUUGUCAUACAUGCUGCGAUGA
Colletotrichum higginsianum IMI 349063 is the source of this 2424-nucleotide messenger RNA. RefSeq lists its product as uncharacterized. The transcript has a single exon. The coding region runs from base 1 to 2424 and encodes 807 amino acids. Lineage: Eukaryota; Fungi; Ascomycota; Sordariomycetes; Glomerellales; Glomerellaceae. The record is from RefSeq and is a predicted model, not a curated record.